Messenger RNA from Osmerus eperlanus (European smelt), 2650 nucleotides. RefSeq names its product EH domain-containing protein 2-like. The transcript is spliced from 6 exons. Lineage: Eukaryota; Metazoa; Chordata; Actinopteri; Osmeriformes; Osmeridae. Gene Ontology annotation, cellular component: cytoplasm; plasma membrane. The coding region runs from base 176 to 1807 and encodes 543 amino acids. Gene Ontology annotation, biological process: endosomal transport; endocytosis. Gene Ontology annotation, molecular function: GTP binding; calcium ion binding; protein binding. The record is from RefSeq and is a predicted model, not a curated record.
CCUCUCCUCCCUCAGCUACGUCCCUGUUUUGGAUCGGGUACCAGUUGCGGUUCUCUGUUCACAAUUAUUUUGUACCGUUUUUCCUUGCGACUGGAGUGUGUCCUCAACACUGGAAUAGGAGAACAGUGUUUAUUAAGUGACAUUUUAUUUGUUAUUCGUCUGCAGGAACAUAACCAUGUCUAGUCAAGAACUUACAGAAAAAAGUUCUAAAACACUGGAGGAUGUUCAUGUCGUUACAGAGGAGCUCAAGAAUCUGUACUACAAGAGGCUACUGCCCAUAGAGAAACACUACAGCUUCCAUCAUCUUCACUCCCCCAGCUUUGAGGAUGCAGAUUUUGACAACAAACCAAUGAUUUUAGUCAUGGGUCAAUACUCAACCGGAAAAACUACUUUCAUCAAGUAUCUCUUAGAGCAAGACUUCCCAGGAAGCAGAGUUGGACCAGAGCCUACUACCGACUGUUUCACUGCCAUUAUGCAUGGGGAAGUGGAAGGUAUAAUCCCAGGGAAUGCCCUAACAGUAGAUCCAAAAAAGCCCUUUCGGAAACUCAACCCUUUCGGAAAUGCCUUCCUUAACAGAUUUCAAUGUGCCCAGCUGCCAAAUCAGAUCCUGGAAAGCAUCAGCAUUAUUGACACUCCAGGCAUCCUGACUGGGGCUAAAAAGAAAAUGAGUCGAGGUUAUGAUUUUCCAGCAGUGUUGCGCUGGUUUGCGGAACGUGUGGAUCGCAUCAUCCUCUUGUUUGACGCGCACAAGCUCGAGUUUUCCGAUGAGCUUACCCGUGCCUUCGGAGCGCUGCGUGGCAACGAGGACAAGCUGCGCGUUGUGUUGAACAAGGCAGACAGGGUUGACUCUCAGCAGCUGAUGCGGGUGUAUGGCGCCCUCAUGUGGUCGCUGGGGAGAGUGUUUCGGACCCCUGAGAUACUCAGAGUUUACAUCACCUCUCUCUGGUCAGAGCCACGCCUGUUGUCUGACCACUGCCAACUGCUUGAGGUGGAGGAAGAGGCUCUCUUGACAGAUAUCAGGAACCUGCCUCGCAAUGCGGCCAUACGCAAACUCAAUGAUCUGGUGAAAAGGGCACGCUCCGUUAGGGCACAUGCACACAUCAUCAGCCACCUGAAGCAAGAGAUGCCUACACUCUUUUGCAAAGAUAGCAAGAAACAUAGCCUGAUCUACGACCUCCCUCUUAUCUUCUCAAAGAUCCAGCAGCAUCAUCGGGUCCCUGCGGGUGACUUCCCUGACUGUGGCAAGAUGCAGGAAAAACUCAUGAGCCAAGAUUUUACAAAGUUCAAGACACUCAAAUCCAGCUAUAUGGCUUCCUUAGACAAGUUACUGUCCACUGACAUUGCAAAGCUGAUGCCCUUCCUGCAUCAGCAGGAGGUGAAGAAGGAGUUUCUGCCAGUGAUGAUGGACAGUGACUUUUUGGGAACCUUCAAACCUGUCUACAAGAGAGAUCCAUUUGAGGACGCAACUGAGAGUGGGGAGGGGAGCGUGGUACGGGUAGAUGAGUGGGUGGUGGCUCGAGAUAAACCGAAAUAUGAUGAGAUAUUCUACAAUCUCUGUCCGAAUGAUGGGAAACUGAGCAGCACUAAGGCCAAAGAAUGGAUGGUCAGCAGCAACCUGCCGCACACUGUUCUCGGCCAUAUCUGGAAGCUGUCAGAUGUAGACUGUGAUGGAAUGCUUGAUGAUGAGGAGUUUGCCUUGGCAAUCUACCUCAUUGAGGGAAGGGUGGAGGGCCACAGGCUACCUCAAGAGCUGCCUGUACACCUGGUGCCACCCUCCAAACGCCUACACCAAAAAUUGGAAUUAUAGUCACUGUCUGAUACAUUCAUUUGGGAAAGUUUCAAGGCUUUGUCACAAAAGAAAAUACGGUCAACUUUACUUGGAUGAACACACGUUUAUAUAAUAUUGUACAAUACAAUUUGUAUUAAAUCUAGCAAAACGAUAAUAACAGUUAUGCACUUAUUUAGCACAUUUACAAUUACAUUUAGUUAAGAUACGCGAAUAUGAGUGCCUUUUACAGUAUGUUGAAGUAACAGUAGGCUUACCAUCGGACAGUCACACUAGCCUACUCGACACAGUUUAGAUGUUCAUUGACUGCAUCGGUAUCUUGAAAAUAGCAUGAAGUUCAGUGUGUAGUAAGCAGUGAUACAAGUUAUACAACAGGGAUUCACGGACAUGCUGGAUAAGUCGUGAUAUAUGGAAAUACAAUCUUUUGACUUGUGGAAAUGGCAUGCCUCGCGGCGAUUUUUAUUUGAAUGUAUUUAGGCUGUUCAUCGUGUUCAUCUGAAUGUGUUUGUUCCCACAACGAGAUUGUUAUGAUCACAUCAGGCGGUAACCGUAGUGAUCUCCCUCGGACAAACUAUGGACUAAAGACGGGGGAGAAACUCUGGAGAGCCUUCGCCAUAUAGAUUGUCAGGGCGCCACAGGAUCACAAAUCGCGCAUGUAUCGAAUUAAACCGCAGCUCCUCCCUUGGCGUCGACCAUAGGCGUUGACAGAGAAACGUCACGUGAUGACAACGCUAAAACUAGGAGAUCGAAUUCAUCAACCAAACCAUUAUGUUUAAAUUGAAGGGGUUGCCAAAAUCUGGCUUGUACGUUAUUAGACUAUUAUGAAAUGUUUAAAAUGUGAAAAUAAAUGUAUGUAUGCAAAAU